Messenger RNA from Didymodactylos carnosus, 3164 nucleotides. Lineage: Eukaryota; Metazoa; Rotifera; Eurotatoria; Philodinida; Philodinidae. The record is from the annotation of a GenBank genome assembly.
AUGGAACGCGGCAAAAACAUGAAGAGAGCACAUUACAUGAGCAAUGUUAGUAAUGCACUAAAAUUUUUGGAAAGUCGGAAGAUAAAACUAGUCAACAUUCGUCCGGCUGACAUUGUCGACGGAAAAUCGAUCAUUUUGGGCUUAGUAUGGAUGUUGAUACUUUGCUAUCAGAUCGAAGAGUCAGGGAACGAGGAUGGUUCAACAGCACCCAGUGGUACGCGUGGUAGAGCAAAAGAAGUACUACUUGAAUGGGCAAGAAAGAAGACAACAGGUCAAGUUGAAGGUUUGGAAGUAAAAGAUUUUACUACUAGUUGGCGUGAUGGUAUGGCUUUUAAUGCUAUGAUACAUGCAAUUCGCCCUGAAUUAGUCAAUUUGCGGGCUGUACAACAGAUGGAUGUUCGUCAACGUUUAGAAAAUGCAUUUUCUACAGCCGAAGAACGAAUGGGUAUUCCUCGAUUAAUUGAUGCUGAGGAUGUUGACGUACCCAAACCAGAUGAAAAAUCGAUUAUGACUUAUAUCGCUCAAUUUUCAAGAAAAUAUCCUGAUGAGCCAUCUGGUGCUCUGAAUCGUGAACAUGGUGAACUUUUAAGAUGGAUAAACGAAUCACAACAUCGUUUACAGAUUGUUAAUCAAGCAAUAACCGAUAUUCAAGCAGAAUACAAGGACUAUAUUAAAUAUGAAAAAGAAUGCAAUGAAAAACAUAAACAAUUUAAAAAUUUUGAACGAAAAGAAUCAAAAUCAACAACCUUUCCAGCAGAAAAAUUAAAAGAAUUAAAAGAUUCGUUUGACGACAUUAUUGACAGAGUGAAGAAAUGGCGAAUUAAAUUGGAUACAAGUUUACCAGGCGAACUUGGUCAGAUAGGUCAAUGGAUUAAUGAUGCCGAAAGUUUAUUAGAGAAAGAUCUGCCAUUUGAUCCAGAAACAUUGUCACCUGAAGGAAAUUACAAAAAUUAUUCAAUAUUAAAAGAUGAACAUGCUAGAUUCUUUAAUAACAAAGAUCUCAUUCAACAAAGUUUUUUGCGUAUUAAACGUGAUAGUUCAAUUGUUGGUCAACAUAUAUCACAAGAACAUUUGAAUAAUUUAAAUGGACGUUUAACAGCUAUUAUGCAAAAUUCUGAGGAAAGAGAGCAUUAUUUAAAUUUUGAAGAAACACGAUGGAAACUCCAAUGUUUAUUGACACCAUUUGAUCAACUAUUGAAAACUUUAAAUCAGAAACAAGGCAAUAUAGAUGAAACAGCUAGACGUUUAAAUGAAUUAAAGAUUAUGGUACAUGGCGAUAAAAUAAUUCAAACAAUUGAACACAUAAUGCCGGAUCUGCACAGCAAAGCACAACAAUAUCAUCAGUUAUCUAAAAAAGAUGAUCGAAAAAAAGAAUUUAUAACAUUUACUGAACAAGUACGUAAACGUAUGAAAAGUGCUGUUACAGAUUUAACAUCAAAAGAAACAUUGCUGGAAGAAACAAUGGAGAAUUGGAAUACAUAUUAUUCGUGUAUUGAACCGUUUGAAAAAUGGUUAAAUGAGGGUGAACAAGUAUUAAGACGAUCAUCAGAGGAGAAAACAGCAUAUUUUUCAAAUGUUGAAAAUUGGAGACAAUUUCAUCUAAAACUAAAUAAAGCAAUUCAAUUUUUACUUUCUGUUUGUGAUGAUGAUAAUGGAACAAUGUUAAAAAAUAAAUUAUUACUUAUUAAUCGUCGUUGGAAAGAUAUUGACGAUAGUGUUAAACAAUAUCAUCAUGAUGAAGUUAUUAAGAAAAAACGUGAUGAAUUUUAUGCUGGACGAGCAAAAUUAUUAGAGACAUUGGAAAAAAUUGAACGAGAAAUUCAAGAUAGUUUACCUUGUACAUUGAAAGCAAUCAAAGAACAAGAUCAUCGUUUAUAUAAUGCUCAAGCUGAAAUAGAAACGUUUCAACGUACACUUCAAAUAUUAAUAAAACUUGGACAAACAAUUGAUCGUGAAAGUGGUGAUCAACAUCAUCCAGGUGAAAUGAUUUCUUUAUUACAAGUUUGUCAGGAUAAAUUAUCUAAAAUUGAACACGAUUUACCACUAAUAUCAAAACGUAAUAAAACAAUACAUACACAAUUACAAAAAUUUGAAGAUGGUAUGGAUAAAUUUACACAAUGGCUUAAUGAUGGUAAACAAACAAUUCAUCAAUAUACAUUACAAGUACCAGUAAAAAAAAUUGAAACAUUUCUUGAACAACAUCGAAAUUUUUUUACUGAAACUGCUUAUUAUCGUUCGAUGAUUGAGAGUAAAGGAAAAUUAUUGACAGAUUUAAAAAAAUCAAAUGUUGGAACACAAAUAAAUUUUAAUAUGAUUGAUGAACAGUAUAAUCAAAUGUUAAUCGAAUUUGAGCAAAUUUGUCAAGAAGCAUCAUAUUGGGAUAAACAAUUUUCAUUACAUACAGAAUUAUGGAGAAAUUUUCAUCAUCGUUUGAAACUAUUAGAAGAUUGGAUAGAAAAAGCGCAAGAUAUUGUCAAAGAAAAAAAUGAUGAUUACGCAUGGCUAAUACGAAAACAUAAAGAUUUUUUUGAUAACGCUGACGAUGAAAUACUACAUGGUUUUGUUAAUUCUGGUCAAGAACUUUUACACAUAAGAAGUGAAAAUGAUCAGAAAGACAUUAAACAUCUAAUGGAUACUUUAGAAACAAAAUGGAAGACAGAAGAAAAAUAUACAUCCCACAUCGAUGCAAUUAGUCGUUCAGAAGAUUGUGCACGUGUUCUGUAUUUGAAAAGGAAAGAGAGAAAAAUAGUAACUGAGCAGAGACUUUAACAAUUGUGUAGAAGAGUUUCAAUCAUGUUCUCACUAGGUAUGCACCAGUUAAAAACUGCUGUUUGAACUUCCACGAAAACUGUGAUAAAUUGCCUAUAAAAGAUUUCUCAGAGUCGCCGAACGUCUCAUUUUGUAGACUAAUGUUUGGACUAUAGUUCCAUAUAAGCAGACAAAUUUCGAAGUUAUCUAUGGUACAAAUAUGUGCAGUAUAAAAUGCACUAAAUUCAGAAAAUACUUAGGGCAAUCCAAAAGUAGUGAGAGAGGUACUUUAUUUUCUUAAGGAGCGCUUCAAAAACAUUUCUCUUUUAAUGAACAGAUAGAGCAUCUUUCGCUCUAUUUUUCUAUGCUAUUUGAUCAAUAUUCAACUAAUAUUAUAAUAAUAAAAUUUCGAUAAG